GGGCUGGUCCGGGGCUGCCCCAGCUCGGCCGGCCGCGGAGCGGGGCGCAUGGCGCCGAGCGCACGGCGCGGGGGCUGCGAACAAAGGGCCCCCGGCGGCUCAGGGGGCACCGCCGAGCUCGGAUCCCGACCCUGGCCCAGCCCCGGCCCGGCCCCCUCCCUGGGCGCGGCACCCCCGCGGAGCCGAAAAAUGUGGGGCGCCCUGCUCGUCCCGCUGCUGUGGCGCUUGCUUCUGCUGCUAUCGCCGCGGGACGGCGUGUGCGCUGCGCCCCAGGCCCCGGCCUACUUGAUUGCUGCACCCUCUGUCUUCCGCUCGGGAGUGGAGGAAGUCAUCAGUGUGACCAUCUUUAAUUCCCCCCGGGAAGUCAUGGUCCAGGCUCAGCUGGUGGCCCAGGGUGAGGCGGUGGCAUGGAGCCAGGGAGCUAUCCUGGACAAAGGGACAAUCAAACUGAAGGUGCCCACGGGCCUCCGGGGCCAGGCCCUCCUGCAGGUGUGGGGCCGCAGCGGGUGGGCGGAGGAGCGCCCCCUCUUCCACAACCAGACCUCCGUGACGGUGGACAGCCGGGGUGCCUCCGUGUUCAUCCAGACCGACAAGCCGGUGUACAAGCCGCGACACCGAGUGCUCAUAAGCAUCUUCACUGUCACUCCGAACCUGAGGCCCGUCAGCCAGAAGCUGGAAGCAUACAUUCUGGACCCCAGGGGCUCGAGGAUGAUGGAGUGGAGACACUUGGAGCCAUUCUGCUGUGGUGUGGCCAACAUGACCUUCCCCCUGUCUGACCAGCCGGUGCUGGGAGAGUGGUUCAUUUUUGUCGAAAUGCAAGGCCACGUGUACAACAAGUCCUUCGAAGUUCAGAAGUAUGCGCUGCCGAAAUUUGAGCUCCUUAUUGACCCGCCCCAGUAUAUCCGGGACCUGGACGCUUGUGAGAAGGGCACUGUGCAGGCCAGGUAUACCUUUGGAAAACCUGUCUCAGGGACCUUAACGAUCAAUAUGACUGUAAAUGGUGUGGGGUACUACAGCCAGGAGGUGGGGCGCCCCGUCCUCAGGACCACAAAGAUCCACGGCUCCCAGGACUUUGACAUCUGUGUGAAGGACAUGAUCCCUGCCGAUGUCCCCGAACACUUCCGGGGUACCGUCAGCAUCUGGGCCACAGUGACCAGUGUGGACGGGAGCCAGCAGGUAGCGUUUGAUGCCUCCACCCCCGUCCAGAGGCAGCUGGUGGACGUCCGCUACUCCAAGGACACCAGGAAGCAGUUCAAGCCAGGCCUGUCCUACGUGGGGAAGGUGGAGCUGUCCUACCCAGAUGGCAGCCCAGCCGAGGGGGUGACGGUCCAAAUCAGAGCAGAGCUGACACCAAAGGACAACAUCUACACCGUCGAAUCUGUGUCCCGGGGAGGUCUGGUGGGGUUUGAAAUCCCCUUUAUCCCCAUGUCAGCGCAACACGUGUGGCUGGAGACCAAGGUGACGGCACUCCAUGGAAAGCCCGUGGGGGCCCACUACCUGCCCAGCUACUUGUCUCUCAGCAGUUGGUACUCCCCCAGCCAGUGCUACCUGCAGCUGCAGCCGCCUUCGCGCCCCCUGCAGGUCGGAGAGGAAGCGCAUUUCCCCGUGAAGUCCACGUGUCCCUGCAACUUCACCCUGUACUACGAGGUGGCUGCGCGGGGCAACAUCGUGCUCUCGGGCCAGCAGCCCGCCCCCGUCACUCUGCAGAGAAGCCGGCGUGCGGCCCCAGGGACCCCCAUUCGCGUAAUGCACCUUUCUGAGACAGAGCCUCCUCCUGCUGCCGUGGCAGCCGAGGUCAACGUGUGUGUGACCUCCCUCCGGCUGGCCGUGAGCCCCAGCAUGGUCCCCCUGGGCCGCCUGCUCGUCUUCUACGUCAGGGAGAAUGGAGAAGGGGUUGCCGACAGCCUCCAGUUUGGCGUUGAGACCUUCUUUGAAAACCGGGUUUCACUGACGUAUUCGGCCAACGAGACCCAGCCUGGGGAGGUUGUGGACCUGAGGGUCAGGGCUGCGAGGGGCAGCUGUGUGUGUGUCACUGUGGUGGACAAGAGCGUCUACCUGCUCAGGUCUGGAUUCCAGCUGACUCCGGCGCAGGUCUUCCGGGACUUGGAAGAGUAUGAUGUUUCUGAUGCCUUCGGGGCAUCCCGGGAUGAUGGGUCUUUCUGGUGGGCCGGACUGGCGGCCCGACGACGCCGGCGCUCCUCCAUCUUCCCAUGGCCCUGGGGCAGCACCAAGGACUCCGGGUCUGCCUUCGCUGAAACAGGCCUGGUGGUGAUGACCGACCUGGUGAGCCUGAACCACCGCCAGGAUGGCGGCCUGUACACCGACGAGGCUGUCCCUGCCUUCCAGCCCCACACAGGGAGCCUGGGGGCUGCAGGCUCCUCUAGGCAACCCCCCAGAGCAGAGAAGAGGAAAAGGACCUUCUUCCCCGAAACAUGGAUUUGGCAUUGUCUGAACAUCAGUGACCCAUCCGGCGAGGAGACGCUCAGCGUGCAGGUCCCAGACUCCAUCACCAGCUGGGUGGGUGAGGCCGUGGGUCUGUCCGAGGCCUGGGGUCUGGGGGUCGCCGCACCUGCCCCGCUGAAGACCUUCAAGCCCUUCUUUGUCGACUUCACGCUGCCCCUCCACGUGGUCCGCGGGGAGCAGGCCAAGAUCCCGCUCAGCGUCUACAACUACAUGGGCACCUGUGCCGAGGUGUACGUGAAGAUCUUGGUUCCCAAGGGCAUCCGGUUUGUCGGGCAUCCUGGCAAACGCCACCUGACCAAGAAGAUGUGUGUGGCCUCUGGGGAGAUGGAGCCCACCUGGGUGGUUCUGUCCUUCAGUGACCUGGGAUCCAGCAAUGUCACAGCCAAAGCCCUAGCUUACGGAGAGGUGAGCUGCUGCCGGGAAGGGAAGGCCCUCAGACACCUGGAGGAGAGCUUCGGUGACAGGCGGGUCCCUGCUGGGAGGGAUCACAUCAAGCGCAGUGUGACGGUUGAGCCAGAAGGAGCCCCCCGUGCGUACACCUACAGUGCUUUCUUCUGUCCCAACGAGAGAGUCCACAUCUCCACACCCAACAAGUACGAGUUCCAGUACGUGCAGCGGCCAUUGUGUCUCACCCGUUUUGAUGUGGCUGUGCGAGCCCACAAUGAUGCCCGCGUGGCCUUGUCUGCUGGGCCCCAGGACACAGCAGGCAUGAUAGAGAUCGUCCUGGGGGGGCACCAGAAUACCAGAUCCUGGAUCUCCACCAGCAAGAUGGGCGAUCCUGUGGCCAGCACACAUACGGCAAAGAUCCUCUCCUGGGAUGAAUUCAGAACAUUCUGGAUCAGCUGGCAUGGCGGGUUCAUCCAGGUUGGCCAUGGUCCAGAGCCUUCCAAUGAGUCUGUCAUCAUGGCCUGGACCCUCCCCAGGCCACCAGAGGUCCGAUUCAUCGGCUUUUCCACUGGCUGGGGCUCCGUGGGUGAGUUCCGCAUCUGGAAGAAGGUGGAGGUGGACGAGAGCUACAGUGAGGCCUUUACCCUGGGAGUCCCGCACAGCGCCAUCCCUGGGUCUGAGCGGGCAGUGGCCUCCGUCAUAGGAGAUGUCAUGGGGCCAACCCUGAACCACCUCAGCAACCUCCUGCGGCUGCCCUUUGGCUGCGGAGAGCAAAACAUGAUUCACUUUGCACCCAACAUCUUUGUCCUAAAGUAUCUGCAGAAAACCCGGCAGCUCAGCCCCGAGGUGGAGCAAGAGACCACGGACUACCUGGUACAAGGCUACCAGCGGCAGCUGACCUACAGGCACCCAGACGGCUCCUACAGUGCAUUCGGGGAGCGGGACGCCUCGGGGAGCAUGUGGCUCACAGCCUUUGUCCUGAAGUCCUUUGCGCAGGCGCGCAGCUUCAUCUUCAUCGACCCGCAGGAGCUGGCGGCCGCCAAGGGCUGGAUCGUCAGGCAGCAGCGGGUGGACGGCUCCUUCCCGGCGGUGGGCAGGAUUCUGAACAAGGACAUCCAGGGUGGGGUUCAUGGCACCGUCCCGCUGACCGCCUACGUGGUGGCUGCGCUCCUGGAGACUGGCCCGGCCUCGGAGGAGGAGAGGAGCGCCAUUGCCAGAGCGCGGCAUUUCCUGGAGUCCAGUGCGCCCCUGGCCACGGACCCGUACAGCAGCGCCCUCACCGCCUACGCGCUGACCCUGCUCCGCAGCCCAGCAGCCCCCGCGGCCCUGCGGAAGCUCCGCAGCCUGGCCAUCACGCAGGAUGGGGUCACUCACUGGAGCCUGACGGGUUCCCGGGACACGGACAAGGAUGCAUUCCUGAGCUUCAGCGAUGGGGUCUCUCGGUCAGUGGUCUCGGCUGAGGUGGAAAUGACAGCUUACGCGCUGCUGACUUACACCCUCCUGGGUGAUGUGGCCACCGCCCUGCCCGUGGUGAAGUGGCUGUCCCAGCAGCGGAAUGCGCUUGGGGGCUUCUCCUCCACUCAGGACACCUGCGUGGCUCUGCAGGCCCUGGCGGAGUAUGCCAUCUUGUCCCAUGCUGGCAGUGUCAACCUCACCAUCUCCCUGGCCUCCACCAACCUGGACUACCAGGAGACCUUCGAGCUUCAUAGGGCCAACCAGAAGGUUCUGCAGACGGCGGCGAUCCCCAGCCUCCCCACGGGGCUGUUCGUGAGCGCCAGGGGAGAAGGCUGCUGUCUGAUGCAGAUUGAUGUCACCUACCACGUGCCGGACCCGGUGACCAAGCCAGCCUUCCAGCUGUUCGUGAGCCUGCAGGAGCCUGAGGCUGAACCGCGGCGGACCCCCGCUCCCGCCUCCUCCGCUGAUGAUGACGACCCGGCAGCCGAUCAGCAUCAGCAGGAGUACCAGGUGACCCUGGAGGUGUGCACCAGGUGGCUGCAUGCGGGGUCCUCCAAUAUGGCCGUCCUGGAGGUGCCCCUACUCUCGGGCUUCCGGGUGGACCGCGAGAGCCUGGAGCAGCUGCUCUUUGACAAGCAUUUCACGCUGAAAAGGUACGAGGUGGCCGGACGCAGAGUGCUCUUCUACUUUGAUGAGAUCCCCAGCCGGUGCCUGACCUGCGUGCGGUUCCGGGCGCUGCGUGAACAUGUGGUGGGCAGGAUAUCCGCGCUGCCCGUCUCUGUGUACGACUACUAUGAGCCUGCCUUCGAAGCCACGCGCUUCUACAACGUCAGUGCCCGAAGUCCGCUUGCCCAGGAGCUGUGCGCGGGACCGGCGUGCAACGAGGUGGAGCGCGCUCCGGCCCAGGGCCCGGGUGAGUGCGCGGGCCACUGCCUCCCCUACCACCAGCCACCUCGACCGUCCUCUUGGAGCUCAGAUCAGAGCGGGGAAGCGGGGUCCCCAAGCCGAGGAGGACAGCUUGGCUGGUCCCCGCUUGAGCGGGGUCCUGUGGCCUCCCCAGAGGAGGGGGCGAAGAUUACGCGCUGUGGCUGCGCCCGCGACUGUAGCGCCGGUGGGGACCCGGUGUGCGGCUCCAAUGGAGUCGUCUACACCAGCGCCUGCCACCUGCUGGAGGCUGCCUGCCUAGGCCGCGCCAGAUUGGAGCCCGUGUCCCCUAGCCACUGUGCCCUCGAGCAGCUGACACCAGCCUCUGCCUCCUACAGCUAUGACUAUGACCCAGCUCUCCCAGAUGCUGGGCACCUGGCAGCCGGCCAUGGCCAUGAGGUGAUGGACUUGGAAGGGGAGGCAGAGGACAGUCAGAGCGGCUUCUCUUCCUAACGCUCUGAGCAGGAGGACUUGACCUGGCUGCAUCCUGUCCCUGGCGGCACCCCCAGAGGGGGGCCACUGAUGGAAGAGCUCCCUUGACUCUGCCCCUGGUGACCCUGGCUUCCAAAUGAACCUGAUGCCCAGAACGCAAAGACCUGCCUCGAUGGAUGACUGGUCUCCUCCGGCCCUCUGUCAACAGCAGGGUCGGCCUCGACCCCCGCCCCCGCCCGCCUCCCCAGCUGCACUUGGGGCUGGGCAACCCCCUUCUCGGGCCAGAGCAGCUCCCGCUCCAGGAGAUGGGAUGUUCCUGAGAAGGACCCGUGGCCAAAGGCCUCUGAUGGAAGAGACACGAUGACAUUUAACCAAAUCAGGAACAUAGAUGGCAUCCAUCCCCUUAUCACCAACUUCGAAGUGAAACAGGCCACCUUUCUCCAAAAUGCAAAGCUUAGGCUCCCUUUGGGGCACUUGGGCUGAUGAGCCCCUGGACCUAGACCUCGAAUUGUCCCCUAAUGAUCACGGUCCCCACACCCCUCCAUCUUACCCCAGGGGUCCCCGAAUGUUUGGUGCUGACAGCACCAGGCCCUCAGGGAAAGCCUCAGGGCCUCAACCCCUGAGCCCCUGACUUCCUGGUGUCCCACAUGGGGACUGCUCUCUCCCAGCAUCCUGGGAGCUCUGCAACCAGACCUGCCUUCCACCGGGGGGUUGGGGAUGGGGGUGUGGGGGGGGGUUGUGCCUCUCAGCUGUGGUCACAUUCCUCUUUGUGAUCCUCUUUCUGGUCCCGCAAUGGCAUGGCCUGUCUUCUCCCCUGUGCGGUGGUAUUUAUUGCUGCCAACGCUGCUCAUCUCUGACCUCCAGCAGGGACAGCACAGAAACCCUGAGGGCACUACCCAGCCAGUGGGUCCCUGUUAUGCCACCCCGGCCACUUCCCGCUUCCCUUACCCCCACCCGCACCCCUGCUCCCUGUGGAGGCCACUCCCGUAAUAAAAGCUCCCGUAAUAAAAGCUCA
Messenger RNA from Mustela lutreola (European mink), 6676 nucleotides. RefSeq names its product C3 and PZP like alpha-2-macroglobulin domain containing 8 (gene CPAMD8). Bases 49 to 5682 code for a protein of 1877 amino acids. NCBI's taxonomy places the organism in Eukaryota, Metazoa, Chordata, Mammalia, Carnivora, Mustelidae. The transcript has 42 exons. Gene Ontology annotation, molecular function: protein binding; endopeptidase inhibitor activity. The record is from RefSeq and is a predicted model, not a curated record. Gene Ontology annotation, cellular component: extracellular region.